This is a messenger RNA of Spirodela intermedia, 1176 nucleotides long. NCBI's taxonomy places the organism in Eukaryota, Viridiplantae, Streptophyta, Magnoliopsida, Alismatales, Araceae. The record is from the annotation of a GenBank genome assembly.
AUGGUGCCCCUUAUUCAUUGGCGAGUGGGGCGAGGCGCGAUCAGUGCUUGGUACGACACUUGGCUAGAGGACACACCAUUGGCCAGGUUUACCACUUUCACAUCCUCUUGGCCUCACUUGACGGUAGCCCAGCUUCUCCAAGGAGACACUCAUCUACUUAUUGAGAGGCAUAGACUACCGUCGAACUUGUUACCAACCAUCACCAUGAUUAAGACGAGUCCUACUGAGGACCAACCCAUCUGGACACUUACCAUAGAUGGUAGUUUCUCUUGUAGCUCCUCUUGGGAGCACUUUAGAAACCGCUCCCCAAAGACAUUUUGGGGAAAUCUCAUAUGGCAUCUGGCCAUCACACCUUGUGUUUCAUUCUUCCUAUGGAAGUUCAUGCACCGAGGACUACCCACCGACGAUUGAGUGAUUGUCACCGAUCAGGAGGUGGAAAGGAGAUGUCAUUGUUGCUCCAUCACGACAGACGAAAGUAUGGAACAUCUAUUUUUCCAUAGUGAUAUCCCUGUCGAAUGUUGGCGUCAACUUCUAGCGAAUUGGCUUCCAAUGCUCUCGUACAGACCUACGAGACCACCACUAGAGGUCUUUAGGAGAGUCAUUGACUCAUUGACGAGUGUCAAGAUUAGUCCCUUCAUCUGUAUCUCCAUAACAUAUAUGUUAUGGGAAAUAUGGAAGGGACAUAACUCAUCUCGAUUUGUAAGCCAAGUGAUGCGUGCCAUAGAGAUUAUGAGGCACAUAACACAAUGGCUUCGAAGUACUCAUUCCUUAGUGCCAAACAAAACGAAACGCUCGCGUUCUAUUUAUGAGGCUUUUGGGCUUUGAGGACUCCAUAUCAUACUUACACAGACCCAGACUACUAUCCGAUCUGUUAGAUGGACACCACCGAGUGUUGGACGGUGGAAACUCAAUAUCGAUGGAGCAUCUCAAGGCAACCCAGGACCAACUAGAGGAGGAGGUAUCCUACGCGAUAGUAUAAGAUGCAUUCUCUUUGUCUUUUCAAACUUUUAUAAUAUACAAACUAAUACUGUGGCAGAGGCUAUGGCAAUACGAGAUGAUUUGCUUCUUUGUGAGGAGCAAAAUAUUACUAAUAUUGUCUUAGAAUCUGAUUCCAGAGUGUUAGUGGACAUAUUACGUGCAGACUCUUGUCCUCAUUGGAGGCUCAAGAAUAUCUAG